GGCCAGGACAAAGCCAUGACUUGGGGUAGGAACCUUCUGAAUAUCCUCCUAGUCUUUACUCUGCUGUGGGCAGAGACACCAUCCCACCCUGGGAUCCCCAUGUGCUCUCUCUUCCAGGUGGACAAAUCCUUGGGCACCAUGCUGACGGAUCUGGAGAACGCCAUCAACUCCCUCAUUGACGUCUACCACAAGUAUUCCCUGAUUAAAGGGAAUUACCAUGCCGUCUACAGGGAUGAUUUGAAGAAGUUGUUAGAGACAGAGUGCCCUCAGUACUUGAAGAAAAAGGAUGCAGACACGUGGUUCAAAGAGUUGGACAUCAAUGAGGAUGGUGCCGUUAACUUCGAGGAGUUCCUCAUCCUGGUGAUCAAGGUGGGCCUGUUGGCCCAUGAAGACAUCCACAAGGAGUAGCAGAGCUGUGGCCCCUGGGGCUGGCCCCUGGACUUGUCCCUGCAGAGCAAUAAAGUAAAUGAUACCUCA
This is a messenger RNA of Ceratotherium simum simum (southern white rhinoceros), 477 nucleotides long. It is a transcript of the gene S100A8, whose product is annotated as S100 calcium binding protein A8. Gene Ontology annotation, cellular component: cytoplasm; extracellular exosome. Gene Ontology annotation, biological process: neutrophil aggregation; leukocyte migration involved in inflammatory response; endothelial cell migration. The record is from RefSeq and is a predicted model, not a curated record. Lineage: Eukaryota; Metazoa; Chordata; Mammalia; Perissodactyla; Rhinocerotidae. Gene Ontology annotation, molecular function: calcium ion binding; calcium-dependent protein binding.